ACUCUGAAUCCAGUAACCCGAGUUCAAAUCUCGGUAGAACCUCUAUUUUUGCUCCUCAAAACUCUCAAAUCCGAAAUAAAUUCUCGAUUUCAAAUUUUUUGUUUUUUCACAACUCGUACAUGUUCAAAUCUCUCUCUUUGUGUCUUCGUUUUGACACCAAAAAUGGAAUCAGAAAGCAAAAAAAUCGAAGAAACAGUGAUCGAAAUCUUAAAAGAUGCGGACUUGGAAGAAGCGACAGAGCUCAAGGUCCGAACCAUGGCCGCCAAGAGGCUCGGCAUCGAUCUCUCCGACCUCGACCACAAGUGGCUCGUCAGGCGAGUCGUGGAGUCGUACUUGGUUUCUUUGGAGGAAGACAAAGUCGAAGAACAAACCAAAGAGGUGGUCGUACCAGAACAAGGGUCGAAACACGGUUUUGAUUUGAAGGAGGCAAGUGAUGGUGGUGAGGAUCGGGUCAUUAGCAAGCUUUCGGAAAAGAGGCGUGUGGCAGUUCGUGAUUUCAGAGGGAACACUUUGGUUUCAAUUAGAGAUUACUUCCAAAAAGAUGGGAAGCUGCUUCCUUCUGGUAGAGGAAUUAGCUUGAAUGCCAAACAGUGGUCUGCCUUCAGGAAAAGUGUCCCAGAUAUAGAAGCCGCCAUUACGAAGAUGGAAUCACAGAGAAGAUCCAAAGGUGCUGGAAAACAAAUUGAGGCAGAUAUGUCAAAUUCAGUAACUGCUGUUGCUCAAGAAAUCAUUCCUGCAGAGACUAAGCGAAUUGAAGAAGAUAUAUCUAAUUCUGUCGCUGCUUCUGCUCCUCAACAUCAAGAACUCAUUCCUGAAGUGACUAAACAAAGUGAAACUGAUAUAUCUAAUUCUGUGGCUGCUUCUGCCCCUCAAUCUCAAGUACAAUUUUCUACAGAGACUAAACGAACUGAAGCUGAUAUAUCUAAUUCUGUGAUUGCUGCUGCCUCUCAACCACAAGGACUCGUUCCUAUCCAGACCACUCGUCUUGAUGGCAAAAAUUACCAUUGUUGGGUGCACCAGAUGGAAUUUUUUCUGAAGCAAUUGAAGGUUGCAUACGUGCUUACUGAGCCAUGCCCAAGCAUUGCCGUGAACCCAGAAGCAAGUUUUGAAGAAAUUGCUCUAGCCAAAGCCGCAGUGCAAAAGUGGGUAGAUGAUGACUACAUAUCCCGUCACACUAUCUUGAACUCUCUGUCCGAUCAUCUAUUUGCUCAAUACUCGAAGAAAACUAGGAGUGCAAAAGAGCUUUGGGAGGAGCUCAAAUUAGCUUAUGACGAGGAUGUUGGAACAAAGCGGUCUCAAGUCAACAAAUAUAUUCAAUUUCAGAUGGUUGAUGGGAUACCCAUUCUUGAACAAGUACAAGAACUACAUAUGAUUGCCGAUUCUAUUAUUGCUUCUGGAAUGUGGGUUGAUGAGAACUUUCAUGUUAGUGCCAUUAUUUCCAAACUUCCCUCAUCUUGGAAGGAGUAUCGCAUGAAGUUGAUGCGCGAGGAGUUUCUCCCUCUCAAAAUGUUGAUGUAUCGCCUAAGUGUAGAAGAAGAGUCUCGGAAUCGUGCCAAGGAAGAGGUGUCUUUAUUGAAGGCAGACAAUAAACUUGGACCGAAGACGAGAGAUAACAAGGUCAUAACCUGCUACAACUGUGGUGAGAAGGGGCAUAUUUCAAAAAAUUGUCACUUUAGGAAGGUUUUCAUCAGGUAGAAGAAAAAUGAGGAGAUUGAAGCAGUGCCGGUAGUUGCAGAAGCUAACACAGUUGAGGGAAUUGCAGAGUAGUUGAUUGAUGUUCAUUGCUAACAUAGUAAGGACACUCGCUCAUGAGCAUUUGACGGAGAGCUUUCUCUCAGUGAUGGUGCCUGAAUGUGAGGAUAGAGCUUGUUUCAACCGCUCUCCUCCUUGUAAAGUUGGGUUCAGAUACUGUUCAUUUCGUGCUUGUAAAGUUCUUUGCUGGACAGGUAUUUAAACUUAGGUCAUGUAUGAUAGUUCUGCCAUUGGUGCUGGGUAUUUUGCUGUAUAACAAGGUUAGAAUUCCAUCCCCAGCUUAAGGAUUAUCUUUCACUUUUAAGGCCCCCAUUUGGUGCAACUUAUCGGGGCUAUUUAUAGUCUUUUGUA
Messenger RNA from Camellia sinensis, 2103 nucleotides. RefSeq lists its product as uncharacterized. Gene Ontology annotation, biological process: regulation of DNA-templated transcription. Gene Ontology annotation, molecular function: DNA binding; zinc ion binding. The record is from RefSeq and is a predicted model, not a curated record. NCBI's taxonomy places the organism in Eukaryota, Viridiplantae, Streptophyta, Magnoliopsida, Ericales, Theaceae.